Molecule: messenger RNA, 352 nt
Organism: Rhagoletis zephyria (snowberry fruit fly)
Lineage: Eukaryota; Metazoa; Arthropoda; Insecta; Diptera; Tephritidae
Source: RefSeq, a predicted model, not a curated record
CGAUGAAGAGGACGAGGGUGAUGAUGAUAAGGUGGUGGUGCAGUUCGAUUCGGGAGAUGAAGACGGCGGAGAGGUGAAGAAGGAAGAAGAGGAGGAGGAGAACAAACCGAAGCGGGAGAAGGUGGAGACGACGAUGGAGGUGGACGACGGCGAGUUCAUGGUCACCAAGCUCAGUGAUAAGACGCUGGAAGCGGGCGGGAAGAAGAAGGCCGAGGUGGAGAAGGAGAUUAAGAAAGAGGCGGCGGCUCCAAAGUCGAGCAAACCUUCCGCGGGCAAAUCGUCCUCCCAGAAAGCGGUGCCCAAGAAUCAGACCUCCAUCAUGUCCUUCUUCAAGAAGGCGCCGCCCAAGUAG